AUGGGUAGUAGAACAAGCAGCGGGAGCAGUAGCUCCAAGACCAACGAGGGUGUAACAACCAUCCACGACGUUUGGUACCAAUAUCUGCCAUUUCUAGGCUAUCAUCAUGUUUUGAUGAUUCUAAUAGCUGUCACAAUAAUCCUUUUAUCACUAUUAUUGGCCGGUUGUUCUUCAUCGUCACCGCUCAUCCCCGACAUUUUCCUCCUGUCCCUGUACUACAAGGAAUAUGAAGCCGUGCCAGACACAGCUCAAGUCCACUAUGGUGUACAUACAUAUCUGGAGAGCCUGACGAGAGGCGCUCAUCUUCAAGCCCGUGUCGGUUACUUCGGCAUCUGUAUCAAUCCUGAUGGCGGCUCCUGGCUAUGCAGUAACAAUGCCACAGCUCUCGCCAAGGAGGUUCAAAUCGAACAGGACCCCCUGAACCUGAUUUGGCUGGCAGCGCAAUUCAAGGAUAUGAUCGUGUUCCCGUACCUGAUUAUCAUUGCCAUUAUCUUCGCCUUUAUCUGCUUCAUCUUGCUCGCUACGUGGCCCGGAUGGCAUGAGGAGGAGGAUUCCGAAGGCUCAGAACGCGCCGUUAAGCCAUUCCCCUCCCGACCUGUCUCUCAAGUGGCCCUCGCCAUUAUCUUCGUCGCCUCCAUCUUUAUUCUGGUCUCCGUUUUGUGGCAGCAUACAGCUUCCGUCGCCGCCUCGGUUAUAGCCCAGGAUUUCGGAAACGGCGUUGUCAAGAGUGGUGUUGGAACCAGUGCCAUGGUCAUGGGCUGGUUCUCCUUCGCCCUGCUCAUCGUUGUCACGAUAGGUUUGCUUGUUAUGAUUAUUAGCAUGCAAUUCCUGAGCCAAAUGACGGCAUAG
Clonostachys rhizophaga is the source of this 849-nucleotide messenger RNA. Lineage: Eukaryota; Fungi; Ascomycota; Sordariomycetes; Hypocreales; Bionectriaceae. The record is from the annotation of a GenBank genome assembly.